CUUUUCGAAUAUGGGAUUUCGAAUUAGUUUGGUUGUAGUGUUUAUAGCGUUUAUACGUUAUACACUUCAAGCUUGUACAGACGGACAAUAUGAUGAUCCAGCAAAUCCUGGUACUUGCUUAGCAUGUGUCUCUCCUUGCGCGAACUGUUCAGAUGCAUCAACUUGUACUUCUUGCUUGAGUUCAGAUAUGAUCUUUGUAACACCAAAUUGUAACUUUUGAUCCACAAAUGAAUGGACUAAUGCAGGAGCCUGCGCAGCCUGUGAUGCAGCCUGUGGAGGCCAAUGUGAAGGAAGCGCUACUGGAUGUACUAAAUGUGCUUCAGGCGAAGUUUUGGACUUGGAAGCAAUGACUUGCCAUGCUAGUGGGCAUACUUGUUCCACAACAUCUAUUACAAUAGAUGGGCAGAUUUACUGUAGAAUGGAUAAAAUUUAUGUUGAUCCAACCUCAACCUCUCCUUCAGAGUUAGGAACAAUGGCCCAUCCUUAUAAAACUAUUGACCAAGCUUUCAUUGAGAUUUUCAAUUAUUGGCCUAAAGCUGACAAUCCUGUAAAAGUAGUAGUGAAAGAAGCCACUACAAAUAAAGUUUAUUUCCAAGAGAGACCUCUUGUGAUCAACAGAAAAGACAAUGUGGAGAUUACAACAUACAAGGCUGACGGAACUGUACCAGGUGAUCAAGCUAACUUACAAGUUACUAAUACUGAGACUUAUGCAACCGACCCUACUACUCGUUUUAGUCUAAUGACUGGUAAAACCUAUGACUAUGCUGGUACUGGUUCAGAGCUAGUGGGUAAUGCGACAGAGAAGGCAGCCAUUGACACCCAAUGGUAUACCUUCAUUAUUCUUCAAUCUCACUUUAAGAUUGAUGGCUUCAAAAUAGACAAUGUUCUCAAGCUAGAGGAUGAUGAUUUUGCUAUAAUUCACCCUAUUUCUAAUCUUUUGCCAAGAACUCUAACGAUCGACAACUGCCACUUUGUAAACUAUGGUACUGCAAUGUACACCACUACAAGUAUCGGAUUCAGCUCUACUUCAGUUACAAUCGAAACUCCAAGACUUGUUGGAGGUUUUGUAUUCUUAGUUAGUUGCUCUGAUCCUACUACUGAAGUUGUCACAGGAGAAGUUGUGAUAGAUAAGCUAAAUUUCUCUGGAGCAAGGUCAGUCCUGUUCAAAUACGGAGGUAUCUACAUGACUGGAACUCAGAACUUUACUAUCACUAAUUCAUAUAUCGGAUCAUAUGGAUUCAUGUUUGAUGCUAAGCAGCUUACUAGAGCUGACUCUCCUCUAAACUGUCAACCGGAUGAUGGAGUAAAGCAAAUUAUUAGACUUGAAAGCAAUACUUACGACAUGCUUACCGAGUACACUGGUACUCCUCAUCAUGGAUUCAUCUGCUCAUUCCUUGAAUGGUAUCCUCGUAAAGAUAUGGAAGUCUUUUUCAUCAAUAACACAAUGAAGAAUAUUGCUAAAUCAUUUUACAGAGUCCUUCUUCUUGAUGUAAACUCUGCUGCAGUCACAGUUGAAAAUAACCUAUUCAAGGAUACUACAGGGUCUGUUGAUAUUUCCCAAAUUGAUACAACUAAGGACGUAAUUAUCAGAAACAACACCUUCCAGAACAUUUCUUCAACCUCUCAGAACAUUAUUGUUAUUGCUUCUUCCUCAAAUGUCUUGAUUGAAGACUUCACUAUGAACGGAGCUAACCCUGAGCAGGUCUCUAGUUCCAUUAUCAACCUGAAUAUGGCGGAUAAUGCUAUCGCUAUUCUAAGAGACAUCAAAUUCACCAACAAUAUCUUCUUAGGAACUAAAGCUAUUGUAUCACAGCAAUUAUUGAGCAUUUUUGAUUUGACAAACAGUUCCUUCGCUGGCGACCAGAUCAUGCAGAAUACGAAUUACAUUGAUAUACAACUGGCUACCAAGAUUAGUAUCACAGACACCAACUUCACUGGUAUAACAUACCAGAAUGUUGACGAUUCUGGAGCCUACCUGAUAUAUGUUGCCUCAGAGCAAAGUAACUCAGCUGCUGAAGACUCUUUCAUUGAAAGAAUAAAGUUCACCAACAUCAAGACCAAUGCAAUCAGCUUUGGAGGAUUCACAGAUGCUGUUGCUGGUGGAGCAGGACACCUCUACAUUAAAGAUGUUGAUUUUGAAAACUCUAUUUUUAGUAGUCCAGAUUCAUUGAUUUCCACCAAAAAGUUCUCCUACGAAGGAGCAAGUAAAAUGAUUAUUACAGAGACCAGGUUUACAGACUUGGAGUUCACUACCUUCGGAAAUCUCAUUCACUUGACACAUAAUGCUAUACAACCAUUUGAGAUUACUCAAGUUACUUUCAAUCGUGUUUAUGGUGCUGGUAUUCUUCUUGAGCCUCAAGAUAUUUUCAAUACGAGUAUGCCAUUGACCUUAGAUAUUGUUAAUUGUACGUUCACUGACAACACCCCAUGGGUUGCUGGAUUCGUGAAUGUGUUUGAGAACUCUGUUGUUCAUAUCAACAUUUCUACAUUCACUAACACCGCUUCAGGAGGAUCUGGAUCAGUUGUUCUUGCUAAUUACAAAGAGAAUUCUGUUACUAUUAGAGAUAGUAAUUUCACCAACAACUAUGCUAUUUUGGGAGGAGUAUUUUACUCUCAGUUCAGUUCUGUUAUCACUUGUAUCAACUGUAGAUUCAACAACAACAUUGCUAUCAGAGGAGGAGUUGCUUUCUUGAACAGUAACGGAAGAAUUGAUCUCCAACAGAGUGAUCUAACUCUAAAUCAGGCUCUAAAUGCUCCAUCUUUAUAUAUCUCUGCUUGUCAAGCAGAGUUUUCUGUUGUUUCAAGCUCAGAUAUUUACCUAAACAAUGUUAUUACUAUGGAACAGCUACUUGCACGUUCUGCAGCUAGAACUGAUCAUAUCAUCGAUGCUUACAUCCAAGAGGUGCAAGACAAUAGGAUCUUUUAUGAGAAAUCUGUUAGUGGUAGCAAAAAGUCAGCUAUUUCGAUGAUCAAAGGAAAACUCAGAGUAAAUGAAAAUACUAGAAUUUUCAAUCAGAUUGAUUUCUUGGGUACUUUCGAAUCAGAGAUUGAGAUUAUUGAUACUCUUUUUGAGAAUGUUACACUUAGUAGUGGCCACAUCAUCUUCCAUCUUUUAUCAUCAACAUUUACAUAUACUAACUCAACAAUGAACAGUAUCGAUUGCCCAGAACAAGAUGAAGCAAUGUUCCAAGUCAGAUUAGAGUCUACUUUUAAGACUCAAGGGAAGAGAGCUCUCAUUAACAAUACCAAUUGUCAAUUUGCUUUCUUGCUGUACUCUACUGCUCAGAUUUAUGAUAUUACCUUUGAUACAGCUAAUCUACUGGAAGCUCACAUUGACUCAAUUGAAAGUGAUCUUGAGUUUAAAGAGACAAUACUGAGGAAUGUAAAUACAUCAGCUACAGCUUUAAUGGCUAUUGAAAACUCAGGUUCUUUAGUAACAACGUCAGCUCACUUCUUGAGCUCUAAUAAGUUCUAUUUCUCUGUGACUGGGUCAACCUUGACUUUCUUCAACACUACAUUUCAGAACGAUUUAGGACAAAACAUCAGAGCUGCCAUUUUUGAAGAAUGUAAUGUUAAUAUUAACAACAGUACCUUCCAGCACUUGAGCUACAACGAUCUUGGAGGAGCGAUUGAUACUCUCAACAGUCAAGUAAACCUUCUUGGAGGUCUCUUCUACAAUAAUUCUGCACCAAAGGGAGGAGCUGUCGCCUUUAGAUGUGAAGAAGGAAAUACUUGAGUAUAUAAUGUUACUGAAGUUACCUUUAGAAUGAAUACUGCUGCUACUGAUGGAGGAGCUAUGUACUAUGAUUUCUAUAAGCCAAUCACAAACAACAACAUUUAUGAGAAUAAUGUUGCUAAUUAUGGGCCUCAUCUGGCAGGUUUCCCUGUGAAGAUUGAAGUCGACACUCUUCCUGCCCAGACCUAUGUCUCUGGCCAGCAGAUUGAAAAAGAAAUUAAGUACAAACUAGUAGAUCAUGACGGACUCACAAUUGCUACCGAUUCGGAUUCAGUCAUUACAAUUUCCCCUGUGGUUGCUACUGAUAAAGUCAUUGGUAACACUGAUGUGACUGUUGAAAAUGGAGUUGCCACUUUUAAAGAUGUUACUUUUAUCUCCAAACCAGCUGCCUCAAAUAUCUCAUACACUGUAUCUUCCUCCAAUAUUGAUGAGGAUAAGAUUGGUAAAUCCUUUGGGAUGACCUUAAAUCAAACCAUUCAGACUUUAACUAUAAGUUUCAGAGAUUGUAUUGUUGGAGAGCAACAAUCUACCGAUCAAUGUACUCAGUGCCCAACUGGUAAAUACUCUCUAAUUGUUGGAAAUGAUGAGUGUAAGAUCUGCCCCAAGCACGCCACCUGUCUAGGAAGAAAUGAAAUUGAGGUUGACAAGGGUUACUGGAGAUCAUCCUUCGCCUCUGAUGUUAUUCACGAAUGCUUAAAUGAAAAUGCUUGUCUCCAAUAUGAUUUCUCUGAAGGACUUGAUACUCCAUACAAGUGCAGGAAAGGAUAUGCUUCUAACCUCUGCCAACAAUGUAUCAAAGAAGGAGAUGAUCAAUACCAAAGAACUGGAGAUAAUGGAUGCGGUAUCUGCCCAGACCCAGUUCUAAAUGCUUUCAGAUUGUUUGGUCUACUUCUCCUGUUGGUUAUUUUCGUUAUUGUUAUCAUUUGGUCAAAUAUUAGAACUCAGAAGGAUUCAGAGAGUGCUAUUCUGAUCAGAAUUUUAGCAAAUUACUUCCAGAUUAUUACAUCAGCUGCUUCAUUCAACUUGACUUUCCCAGAUAGUUUGGAUGGAUUCUUCCAAGGAGUCAAAGCUGUAGGAGAAAGUGCCAGAAUCUUCCUUUCUAUUGAUUGUUUUGUUCAAAAUGUCCCAAUGGUUAAAGACAACAAUACCACUGAAUACUUCAAAGCUUUCAUGACUGGGAUAAGUCCUUUUAUCUUUGUUGCUGUCGUAUUUGCUUGCUGGGGAAUUAUAAGAAUAUUCAAGAGUUAUUCAUGGAUGCAACUAAAGAACAGAAUCAUCAUCUCUACCUGUGUUGUACUCUUCCUUCUCCAUCCUUCAAUCACAGGAAUGUCUCUUGGACUCUUCAAUUGUUUUGAGAUUGAUGAUGGAGAAUUCUGGCUUUUCAAAGAUCUGAGCAUCAAAUGCUGGAGUGGAAGCCAUCCUGCCUAUGCAUUUGGAUUGGGAACUCUUAUGAUCCUCGUAUGGGUUAUCGGGCUUCCAACCUUUGGAUUCUUUGUCAUUAGGCACUACAGAAAUAGGUUAGAGGAAGAGUUUGUAAUCUUCAGAUACAGAAUCCUCUUCCAGGGAUACAAGAGAGAAGCAUACUAUUGGGAGUUUAUAAAUAUUUUCAGAAAAGUGUCAAUUGUAAUGAUCAAUACAUUCUUAGGAAUUUAUCCUCCAAUCUACAAGACAUUUGUAGCUACUCUAACUCUUGCUAUCAUUCUGAGACAACAAGAGCAGAUUCAGCCUUAUAAGAUCAAGAUCAUGAACGAGGUAGAAUUCAGAGAAUCGACUGCAUCUAUUGUUACUUUGUUCGGAGGUAUGUUCUUUAUCCUCGAAGAUCUUCCAGGAGUCAUCAGGGUUCUACUAGUUUUUGUAAUCUUCAUCACCAACUUUUGGUUCUAUUCUCUAUGGAUUCACAUGUUCUUCAAGAGGUCAAAGUUCUCAACCUUAAGACUCAUCGCGUACUUCUUCGGAAAGCUUUCUUGUCUCGGAAAGGAAUACUGGACUGAAGAGCACAAAACAAUGCAGAGUAAUCAUGACAUGGACUUCGUAUUUGGAAAAUACGACGCUAAGGAUACAAAAUACAACAAAGUCGAAGAAGAAAGUAAAGACCAGAGCUUCCAAGGCUACGCACAGGGUGAUAACAUUAUUAACGACCUCUCGGCAGGAGAUACUGGAAGUUUGAAAGAAAAAGACAAAGCCAAUGUCAAAGAUGUUGAUGACAAAGCUGGUAAAGAAGUCACAAAGAAGAAAGGCAAAAAGAAAAAGAAGAAGAUUAUUAGGAAGAAAAAGAAGAAGGGAGCUAAGAAGGAAGCUGGUGAAGAAGCAGGAGAUGCAGAUGAAGGAGAAGAAGAACUUAAUGAACAAGAUGAGUUAGAACAAGAUAUUAACCAUGAGCUCGAUCAUGCUGAAAAUGAACAAGAAAUUGAUGAUGGUGAUAUUGAAGGAGACGAACCUGAAGAAGAAGCCCCAAAGCCAAAGAAGAAAAAGAAGGUUAAAAGAAAGAAGAAGACCGCAAGAAAGAACGAAGAAAAGGUAGAUAUCUACCCAGAACAAGAUCCCGAUGAUAAGGGAUCAAAAUCUCCUAAAGGAGAUGAAGACGAUUUCUCAGCUGAUGAAGAAGCUGGUGAAAUAUAGUCAUUCACUUACUUACAUUCAUGAUAAACCACCUUUUGGUUUCA
Molecule: messenger RNA, 6399 nt
Organism: Moneuplotes crassus
Lineage: Eukaryota; Ciliophora; Spirotrichea; Euplotida; Euplotidae
Source: the annotation of a GenBank genome assembly